AUGUUGAGAAAAUAUUACUAUUCAGGUUUUGUUUCUCCUACGAAGUUCUGCAAACUCCACUCGUCUGAGCCCCUCAAGCUCUUCUGUCUCACCUGUGUCCAGCUCACCUGUAGAGACUGUCAGCUGGUGUCUCAUAAGAACCACAGUUUCGGUUUCGUCAGCGAAGUAUCAGAAAAUCUGAAGAAGCAGCUGGACUCCUACAGACAGCUGCUCGGACAAAAGAUGGAAGAAUCAACAAGAAGUCUGCGGGACAUGGAGACUAGGUUGAAGUUUCUGGCUUGCUGUGAGCUCUUCCAGACAGUUGAUCUGCAGCGAGUUUUCAAAAUGUUGGUUCAGUUUCUGAAAAGAAGAUUCGACAGUCUCCUCAAAGAGAUUCGGAAGGUCUACGAGUCUGAGAAGGAGAUGAUCAAAGACAGGAUGCUGAAGGUGAAGCAGCUGCAGGAGAGUCACAGAUCGGUGAGCGGCGCUGUCCAAAAAGCCCGGAACACAACGGACCUGCUGGUUCUGUUGAACUGCACAGAACAGGUCAAGCCUCGGCUGAUGGAUCUGGUCCGCCAGGACUUGUCUCCUCCUCCGAACAUGACCAACGUGAGCAUCCACACUGACAGUAAAUUUGUGGAAGACUUGCUAACAUUUGGUAAAGUUCAGGAGUCAUGGAUUCCUUUCUCUGUGUCUGAACAGCUCACAAAAGAGAUGGAGAAACUCUCAGAUCUUUCUUUGUCCUCCUCCCCACUAACCGUCACUCCUCCAGCUACCAGCAGCCAACUCCUCUCCUCUUUUACAUCCGUCAGUAACAGUGUUUUCAGUCCUGCGUCAUCCAAAACGAACUCGAUCACCACCUCCUCUUCCUCCUCCAUCCAGUCAGGGUUCUCCUCCAAGACCAACCCUCAGACCAGGACCAGUACUGAUGCUAGUCAACCUGUUCAGGUCAGUCAUUCAACUUCCCAUCAGAGUUACCCUCGUUUGUUCUCCUCAUCAAACUUAUUAUCCUCCAGCCUCACAUUUUCUAAUCCCAAUACCAGAGAGAACCCAGUCAGUUUGGUUGCAUCUGUUUCUCCUUUCACUAUGAGGUCUCCUCCAUCUUCCUCUGCUCUGACCUCCGACUCUCCAUCACUCUCUCAAACUCUGAAUAUCUGUGAUCCCCCCAGAACUACAGUAGACCAUCACUCAGUUUCUGCUUUCCCUUCCACUUUAACUUCCUUGGUUCCACCAAUUUCCAGCCUCGGCUUCCCCAAAGAUCCCCUCACUGGAACCACUAUGUCCACUGUUGUCGACAAUGUCCUUCACAGAAGCAGCCCCAUUUCUCCGUCUUCACAGGCCACCAAAGGUCCUGAAACAUCAGAAAGCAACGUGACAACCCCCAAGUGUCCUGCGUCCUUUGAUAGAAUUAACAUCUUGUCCAGGUCACAGUUGGAGACGGAUGACGAGCCUUCAGCCUUGUCAGAAGAUGAAGAUCCUCCACUGAUCCUGCCUUUGUCUGAAACAUCGGAUAGUGAGAAUGAAGACACAAAGACCAGCAGACAGCAGGACUUCAGUCAGCCCCAGUGGCAGCCCAAAGUGUCUCUGGCCAGACUGCCCGUGCAUCUCCCACCAAGGGCGACCCUCCUGCCAAGUUUUUACUCUGUCCUCCGAGAUGGUAAAGAGGAGAUCUACCUUCAGGAGUCUGUCAUUAAUGUGCCUGAUGACGCCCCGAAUGAUGACUCCAAUGAAGACUUCACAGACCUUCCAUCUUCUCCUGGGUCGCCAUUGUCCUUGGAGAUAAUUUCCUGCGCUGCAUGUUCUUCACCCAACGCAUCAAAAAUCUGCUCAGACUGCGGCCGAGGAUACCACAGGGACUGUCACAUCCCCCCAGUUGGACCUGACAUUUGGUCAGAGUGGAUCUGUUCAUUAUGCCAGGAUUUGACAGACCCUUCAGACCCCUACAGCUCUGACCGAUCACAGAGUCCACAGAGUACCCAGCUCAGCCUGCAGAACCAGCGGAGGUGUGAGACUCUCCUGCUGCACCUGAAGGUCGAAGGCUGCAGGCAGUUCUCCGAGGUCAGUUUAUCCAAACAAGUCCUCGUUGGUACCAAACUGCUUCUGUCUGUGCAGAACCGUUGCCCGAGUCAGAACCAGUUCUUUCAGGAAUGA
Nematolebias whitei (Rio pearlfish) is the source of this 2130-nucleotide messenger RNA. RefSeq names its product tripartite motif containing 33, like (gene trim33l). NCBI's taxonomy places the organism in Eukaryota, Metazoa, Chordata, Actinopteri, Cyprinodontiformes, Rivulidae. The record is from RefSeq and is a predicted model, not a curated record. The transcript is spliced from 11 exons. Bases 1 to 2130 code for a protein of 709 amino acids. Gene Ontology annotation, molecular function: zinc ion binding.